Messenger RNA from Brassica napus (rape), 7340 nucleotides. RefSeq names its product jacalin-related lectin 38-like. Bases 2506 to 4029 code for a protein of 507 amino acids. The record is from RefSeq and is a predicted model, not a curated record. The transcript has 2 exons. NCBI's taxonomy places the organism in Eukaryota, Viridiplantae, Streptophyta, Magnoliopsida, Brassicales, Brassicaceae. Gene Ontology annotation, molecular function: protein binding.
GUUAUCCUAAUUUCUAAAUCCAAAGCUUAAAUCUACAGUAGUUCUCUAUAAAAUGAAAAUUUUCCAAAAUAGCAAUUUAAAAAAAAAGUUUUGAAAAUGCAACUUAUUGAUUAAAAUUUCUGAAAGGAUACCCAUCUAUAUAAAAAAAAUGUAUCCUAAUUUUUAAAUCAUUAUCCAAAAUCUUCAUUAGUUCUCUAUAAAAAUAAAAAAUUUCCAAAAAUAAUAGUUUUAAAGAGUAAAUGAAAAUAACAAAACAUAUUAUUUUAGUAAACAUUUAGAUAAACAUAUGUUUUUUAAUAAAAAAUAUAUGUUUUAAUAAAAAUAACAAAACUGAAUAAUAAAUAUAUUUUAAAAUAGUUUUCACAAAUUGAGAGAAAACUAAAUAUUAUUUUUUUUCUGUAUAUAUAUAAAAGUGUUUUCUCUCUUCUCAUGCUGCCACCUAGGAUUCCAGAUCAGAAAGUCAGUGAUCCUAGGCGCGCCACGUGGGAGAACAAUCAAUACACAGCGUUUCAUUAAAUUCAGACUACAUACGGAUGGGCUUUGUUUCUAAUCGGGCCUUAUAUUUGCACAAUUGGCUCAUCCGGUCGCCAGCAGCAACAACUAAGGAGGCUCUGCGUAAUUAUUUUGUAAGCGUUAGUACCUAAAAUCUUGGUAGUUGGACGAUUCGUUUUAAAGUUUUUGCUUUCAUCCUACUCUGAUUAUUUUAUGAAAUCUGAUGUAGAUUCUUAAAAAGAAACAAGCGUCAGUUCUAAGAAUGAUUCACUUCGUCUACUCUUUUGCGAACGGCUCUAGGUCUCCUCAUAUGCCUUAUUAUUUUUUCUGAUUGAGCAGUGUGCUUGGUGCUGUUUAAGAACAAAGCCUGCUUAGUUUGUUUCUCAUAAUACUUAUCAUAGUGUUGUUAAUAAACGUGAAGAGAUACUGCUCCUUACAUCACGACCUUACAGAACAAUAUUGUCAAAUAUAUGUUCUCACUUCUAUAUCUGUUCUUGCGGGAUCCAUGUUACCAUGUAUGUCGUGAUAUGGUUUAAUGUGGGUUACACUUGAAUCAUAUAUGUUUGUUAAAUCAUCAUGUUUCUUUUUCAUCUCUUUUGUAGACUGCUUUCAUGGGUUACAAGCAAGGAGCCAGUAUAUGAAGAUUAUUUGGUCUGUAAGAGUGUUGGAGAAGGAAAUAAUCAAUGGAGACGGAAGAUAAUAUUGCUAGAGGACUCCAAGUGAGCCAAGCUCAAGCAGAGGAACAUCCUCGAGGUGAAGCAGAGGAAUAUUUCUGCAAGACGAGUCAGUGACAAUUUAGUUGGGGUAUUUUUAUGGAAUUUUUCCUUUUUUAACAACCACUUUUUAAUCAUGCCACAAAGUCUUUGUCAAUGUAAGUUUUCAAAAACAUUCAAAUUGUGAACUUAGAUAUGUAUUUUGGAGUUUAACCAUAUUUCCAAUAUGUCACUAUAUCCGACCAAACCCGAGUGAAACCGAACCGCCACCAAUUGAACUAUUACAAUAUCUGAAUGAGACUAAAUUUUUGCUUCCAAAACAUGUAAAUCCAAACUGACCCUAAAAUGAAAUCUGAAAGUUCAUUCCUACUGUGUUGGGUUGGCUGGUGGCGGCUAAUCUGUUUUUUUUCCUUUGUAUUUUGAAUUAGGGUUUCGACUAACCCGUUCUGAGUGGACCGGGAAGUAGUUGAUUUAUUUUCAGUUCAUUUGUAUUUAUUUUGUUCUUAUGUUUUUCCACAUGUCUUUGUAAACAAAAUUAAUACGAAGAUCUUUUUUUAAAAAUAUCUUCCCUAAUAUUUCAAUUACAUAAGAGGUUAUAAGUUUAAGCAAAACAAAUGAUCAGUCAUAGUCAAAGAUUUUAUUAUUUUUGAACUUUUAAUUUAAUUAUUUUUAUAUAUAUUUUUCUUUGCGGAUUUAUUUUAUAUUUUAAGUUAUAUAACUUUUUAUUUUGGAUAUAAAUCUAGUGACUAUAAUUAUUACUUUUUUUAUAUAGGUCCAGUGACUAACAUCCAAUCCAGAUUAAUUAUUUGAUUUUUGUGUGCCUAUCCAUAAAGUUUCUUUAUGCAUGCCUACCAUAAAGCUUCUUGAAAUUAGUAUCUAAAAUUUAUCAUAUUUUAACAUAAUCUGAUCUUUUGUUUAAAUUUAAUACUAAACAUAAAUAGAUUAAUUAAAAGAUGACCACCUAUUAGGAAGAAUAUCUCAUGAGUUCUCAAAUGAGAUACUUUUCUUCUUCUUUUUCAUUUUCAUUCAUUUUUGGAUGAUAAUCUGUAGAAAAUCUUUCAUUGGAUGUGUUCUAAGUUAAUUUUUUUUAAUAUCUCUUACCAACUCUAGUUAAUUCUGAAAACAAAAGGAUUUUGUUCUCUUGUUCAUUCUCCACGCACUGCUAUUUUCCUUGUUUAUAUAUGGACUAAUAUUUCCAAUGUAAUUUACAAAUUCCUCCUAUACAGAUCCAUCUAUAUAUAAUCAAAUUGUGAUGUAAAUGAUUAUUUUGUCACAAACCUAGCCCAUAACAGAUAAUAUAAUGCAGCAAGAGCAUCUUUUGUGGGAACUGGAGGAAAGUAUACUCUCUCGGAUUCCACUGAAAUCUGUAGCUCGAUUCAGAUCUGUUUGCAAACGAUGGAACACUCUUUUAAAUGAUUUGAAGUUCAUUAACAAUCAUUUGGCUCGUCCACAGUUCGUCUUGAUUUCCGAAUCUAAGACUUGUUCAGUAGACGUUAAUUUCGACGGUCCAUCUAUAGAAGUGCAUGACUUACCCUCCGAUAUUCCCAACUAUGAACAUAGGAUGGUCAUGAGAAUGCACUAUUGCGAGGGAUUAUUGAUUUAUGCCACAUCUACGGGCUUCGGGAUUUGCAACCCAUGGUUAAGACGUAUUAGAUGGAUCAAAUCGAAACCAUCAUUUUGUUGGUUCAUUGGGAUGGGAUACGACUAUAGUAAACCCGACAACCAUUACAAGCUCUUUGGGUCUCGUAUGAAUUAUGACACCAGGUAUGUUAAUACCACGGAGGUUGGAUCCAAUGCAUGGAAAUCGUACGAGUUUUCAUCCCAUAGCUGGAGUAUGGUUUGGGGUAGCUAUACUAUAUCUCUGAAUGGAACUUUGUAUUGGAUUGCUGUUAAAAAAAGUGCACGCCAGCCUUUUAUUCUAAGUUUUGAUUUUUCUAUUGAAAGUCUCAAACCCUAUUGUAACUUGCCUGGCAAAAACGAUCUAUCAAAUGUUAGAGUUCUUGAGAUUUAUAGGAGAGAUCGAUUUUCUAUUUUAGAGCAAGACUGGAACACAAGGAAUAUUGAGAUUUGGGUGACAAAAGAUACGAUUAAAAAUGGGGAUGGAGAAUCCGUAGAGUGGAUGAAGUUCAUGAAUGUGCUAGUUCCUAUAUGGUCAAAUAUACUAGUUGACGACUCAGAAAGACCAAGUUACUUCAUCGACGAGAAAAGUAAUGGUCUCGCAUUGUGUUGCAUUAAUGAAAACGGAAAUACGUGUAUUUAUAUUGUCAAGGGAGAUAAGUUUCACGAAAUUGAAAUAAAUGAGUUGGUUGGGUUUCGAACUCGUCAUCUUACCUACUAUCCGAGUUUCGUUCCACUUCCUACUGGGGCGAACGAUGCCAAGUCCCAUUUUGUAUUCCCCAGAGGAGUAGAAGCGACCAAUGGAGUUGGAGAAAACGAAUGGGACGAUGGCUUCUUCGAUAAUGUGAAGAAAAUAAGUGUAGGACAAAGUGAUACUGGCGUGGCCUUUGUCAAAUUUGAUUACUCCAACAACAAGGCAGUUGUAAUCGGAGCCGUUCACGGGAAUGCAACACAUAUUACAUAUGAUGACGUUUUAAUCGAUGAUGAUGACUACAUUGAAGCUGUCGAGGGCACCUACAACGACAACUACAUUACCUCCCUCACGUUCCGGUUGCACAAGAGAAAAAUAGCGCCCCGAUAUGGACCCGAGGAUGGGACGCCAUUUGUGCUCCGAGGAGGAGGAGGCAGGAAGAUAAUCGGGUUUUACGGAAGAAACACUGAUGUCUACCUCACCGCUUUCGGUGUCCAUCGCAACGUCCCCUUCUAGAUUUUUUAUUUCCUACCAAACAUUUAAAAAUAUUACUGCAUCAUUAUUUAUAGUGAUGUUUAAACAUAACUAGGUCAAGAUCCGCACCUUGUGCGGGGUAAAACUAUUAUUAAAUAACAAAAGUUAUAUAAUAUUAUUUAAACUAAUAAUGUUUUAGCAGAAUAAUACUCUACAAUUUUAGAAAGAAAUUAUAAAUCAGAAUUGUGGGUUUUGUACAAACAAAAAUAGUUUCAUUAAUUGUGUGUUUGAAAUCUGACUCGGAUUCGCAGUCGGACCAGUAAACCUGGUGAUAUGAUCCGAUAUGUAAUCUAGUUUGAGUUUUAGGAAAAAAUGUGUUUUGAAAUCAGACCGGACCAACCGAUCCCAUGACAUGCUCUCCUAACCGGUUUCGAAUUAUACUAAAAAACGGAUUUGAGUUAAACCGGUAAAUUUGGUCAAAACUUGUCAAUUCAGUAAAACCGGUGACCCGGUUCAAUAUUAAACCCCGAUUUUCUCAAAUUCAAGUUAUUUAAAAAAAAAAUCAAAAACAGUAUUUCAUUAAAAUCAUUUUAAAAAAUACAUUUCUAAAUAAAUUAGUUUUCAUUAAAUUUUAUACUAUUUUUUAAUUUUUAAUUUUAUUUUUAUCAUUUUAGUUAUAUUCUAAUAAUAAUAUAUUUUAUAAAAAUAAUUUUAUAAUUGUACAUAUAUAUAUAUAUAUAUAUAUUCAAUUUAUAUUAGAAUAAAACUCGGAUAAACCGAUUGGACCGGUCCGACAAUGCCGAAUCAAUAUCUCGUCCGGUUUUCAAAACAUUGGGAGAAAACUAUUAUUUAAAAAAUUGAUAAAAUCCAGCGACCCGGCUAGCGGUUUAACCACUGGUUGAACCAGUACAUAAUUUUUACUUAUUUUUAAUUAAUUGUUUUACUUGCAUUACUAAAAUCGGUUUUGUAUUCUAAUUAAGAAGCUAUGUUUUUUUUAAAUUUUCUAGAUACACUAGGGUAAACCCGCCCUACGGGCGGGUGAGUAAAUACAAAUAGUAUAAAUUUAUUUAUAUAAGUAAUUUAGUUUUAUCUAAAAUAAUACCAAUGUUCAUAAUUUUUACAAAAAUUUAACUAUUCAUUUUAGAAAUUACAACUGUAUAAUUAUUAGAAAAUUGUAAAAAAAAAUUAAAUACAUUUUUCUGAAAAAUUAAUGAUUUUCACUAUGUUAAAAAUAACUUAUUCACUACAAUUAAAAAUAUUUAAAAAUAGAUAAAUAGAUAAUCUGAAACUAUUGUUACUCUAUACAUAUACAUGUUCUUUUUUGAGAAAAUGUAUACAUAUACAUGUUUGUUAGAAUCUUAUAUAUACAUGCAAUAGAAAAUGUAUAAAUGAAAAUGAAGUUAAUCAUGUUAUCAAAAUAUUUGAAUUAAAUUUUUGAAAUAAAUAUUACAGGCUGACUUAAAAAAGAUAACCUUUACAAUAAUUUUGUUAUACAUUAUUAUAUAUUAACUAUAUUGAUUGUAUUUUGUUACUGAAUACAAUUAUAUCUUUUGUUUAUAAAAAGUAUGCAAUUUAGGUUUGAAUAUUUGUUAUUUUUCAAUUUCCAAACUAAAGUUUAAUCAAACUAAGUUUUGAAUUUUUUUUGUUUAUAGAUGAAUUUUUCUCUUAUGUGUUAAGUUUUUAAAUAACUUUAUGAUGAUGUGAUACAUGAUCAAAGAAAAAACAUCAGAUUCUAUUCAAAUAAGAAAACAUAGAACAAUUAUCAUUACACUUGUCAUUAAAUUCAGUAUUUAAAGAAACAAAUACACUGUUUUUAGAACUUACUUCCGAGUUCUUUUACGAUUAUCCAUGCCCUUUGUGGAGUCAAACAUCAGUGCUGCUGGGUUUCUUGAGCAAGAACACCGCAAUGAGAAGGUACGUGCUUAAGUAGACAUGUUUCAAGUCAUUCACCGUUUGCAAAACUGUAUCUGCCUUUAUGUCUUCUCCCGCCUUGUGUCAUCAUCAUGAGGGCGAUGAGACCCUGACUAUCUACUAUUCUUGCCAUGAAAUCAUGUGCAUACAGUGAAUAAAUAUUAUAAGAAAGACAUAAAAUUGGCAACUUUAUGCUAGAGGUUAAUUUGUUAUCUAUACAAACAUAAAUCAGAAGAGAAUACAUGAGAUUCAUUUCCUGAAGAUUUGAUUGUGAAAACAAUCUAAAGAGGUAGAAAAUUAAAUAUACCAAAUUUGGAUUUGAUUAGUGAAGAGUGAACAUUGAUGAACAUGUCAAAAUAGCUAAAAGCUAUAAGGAAUUGGUAAUGAGAACCAAUGGCAUGAAAUAAUAUAAGGAAUUGGUAAUGAGGAAUCUGGCGAGCCCGCAUCCCUUAAUCACAGUUGUUGUAAAGCACUGACUCCAUUAAUUAAGUGAACCACUAUCACAAAUCCCUUUAACCGUAGAAGCUCUUUCGUGAAUUCAAAGUCUUUUUUGCCUGGUUCAUUGUGAAGUUAGUUAUACAUGUUGCAGUCCAUUUACAAAGCAUAGUAAGAUUAUAGCAAACACAUUCACAGUAGCUUAGCUUGAAGACAAUAUCUCUGUUUUAAAGGAGAUGUGUGUGAGAGAAAUCUUAAGUGACAAAGACGCCACGAACAUGCCAAGAAGGCUCUUUCGCUAUUGUUUGUCUUGUCCUGAGAGUUGACUAUGUUGUAACUAAAAAGAGAGAUUCGACGUAGGGAUAGGGUUAAAAUGCCUCUGCAAUCUCAACAAAACGGGUCUUCUCGGUAAACCUAAUAGAAAAAAAAAAUUGUUCCGUGGAGUUAAUACAAAUAAGAUUUAUUUUCGGUGUAGAAUAUCAGAGCUUAAGUUAAUUAAAAUACACCUUUUCAUCCACCAAAGUAAUAUAAACACCCAUGAGAUCACCAUGCUUGUUCGCAUUCUGUGCUUCCCAAAAAUGCAGAAGCUUCAUCACUUCGCCCAUUGGUUUCGUCUUUCCAUAUUCCAUCACUUUUCUCUUCUAGUUGAGGCCCUUCUUGUUGAGAUGCACUGACAAUCUACUUCAUUUCAGGCGUCCAGUCGAAAGAAAAAACCUGUGAAUCCACACAUUUUAAAGUUAAAAAGUUAGGAUCUCUACCAAAUACUUCAAACAGGAAAACUAUUCGAAUCGUAUAGAACGUUCAGACUUAUAUUCCUCCAAGAAUGAAGCUUCAAAGAUUGGCUACACUAAACACUUAAUCAUAAGCUAUAAAACCCAAUAAAGAUGGAUAGUUAGGAAUAAAAAGAUAUACUUUGCAGUGGAGGAAUACAAAGAUAUAUUUGCAGAAUAUAUGUUGUUACCAAAAAAAAAAAAAAAAAUUUGCAGAAUAUAUGUAACCAAUAAGAU